UUGUCAAAUCUGCAAAGUGUAUACAAUUCGACUCUCUCCGUCAACACGCAGCCGAACGAGAUUCUCAUCGAGAUUCUGUGUCUUGCGUCCGCAUCGGACGCCCGCAACACAUGGAUUACGAAGACCAUGGGCGUGUGCCGCCAGUGGCGAGACCUCAUCAUGGACACACCUCUCUUAUGGACCAACAUCGAUCUA
Molecule: messenger RNA, 195 nt
Organism: Fomitopsis serialis
Lineage: Eukaryota; Fungi; Basidiomycota; Agaricomycetes; Polyporales; Fomitopsidaceae
Exons: 1
Molecular function (GO): protein binding
Source: RefSeq, a predicted model, not a curated record